GGAGAUGUGUCUCGAAAAAAUGUGAUUUCAUUUCACAGUCACCAUGGCUUGAGCUUUCAAAUGAACCUCAAUGCUAUUGCAAAACUCAGCAGCACACCUUCAGCAUCUCAUUUGAAGAAGCUGGUUGCUAUUGGUGGAAUGGUAGAAGAAGGCCGCGUUUAUGAUAUUUGGAAGCAUUUUCACAGCUACUCACCUUGGUGGAUUUUGGAAGGACAUAAGCUACCUAUUGAUUACUGCUUUCUGAAUAGUUCAAGAGCCUAUUUUUAUUGGAAUACUUCCUCGUCUGAUCGCAAAAAAUCAUUUUUAUUUCCCUGUUCUUCCAAUGGUUGUGUCACUUGUUGUUUUCCAGGAUUUGUAGUUUCUAAGUUGGGAGAAAACCAAAAAUGGAUGAAACAAGAAAGCAGUCAAAAUGGUCUUAUUGAUCCAAAUGAUCCAAAGGGGCAACUGAUACAAUUCAGCAAUGCCAUUAUCUUCCAAGGGAAGUUUUAUGCACUAAGUUUGCAAGGAACCCUGGCUGUAAUAGAAGAAGUUGAAACUCAGUUUCAAGUCACGCGACUUAGUAGAAGGCGAGCCAUUCCUUCAAGCUACUCAAGGCAUUUCAUAGAGUACUUGGUUGAAUCUAAUGUAGAGAUAGUGCUCAUUUUCCUGAUCUCAGAAAGAUCAAACAUGGUGGUGGACAAAGUGGAAGUGUUCAAGCUGAAGAUUGAAGAUUUGUCAUGGUUAAGAUUGCAAAACCUCGGGGAUAGAACAUUAUUCGCAGGGAUUAAAUGUGGUAUAUCAGUGCCUGCAAGUCAAGUUGGUUGCAGAAACGACUGCGUGUAUUUUACUCAUCGUUACAUUGAUGGCUGGAGACUGUAUGAUAUGGGAAGUGGCUGCAUUUCCCCGUGUUAUGAUAAUGCUGGUUCUGAGAUUAAAGAUCCAGUGUGGGAGGAGCCAAUAAUUGGAAAAAGAACAUCACGACGAUAAAACACAUGUUUAUA
This is a messenger RNA of Solanum pennellii, 980 nucleotides long. RefSeq lists its product as uncharacterized. The coding region runs from base 61 to 966 and encodes 301 amino acids. The transcript has a single exon. Lineage: Eukaryota; Viridiplantae; Streptophyta; Magnoliopsida; Solanales; Solanaceae. The record is from RefSeq and is a predicted model, not a curated record.